UAAUGAGCCCAUAGAUAUCCGUCUUACGGUUAGAUUAUUUAAAGGAUAAGAGUGAACAAGGCCAGCAAUUUGCAUUAGUUAACUUGAUACUACCUUGCAACGAUUUUGAGCGAACAGAGAGAAACGUGUUAAGGUUCUGAAUCUUAGCAUCCAAGAUAAAUCGUUGACCUCAUUUCCAUUGCUUGUAUUCUUUGUUAUUUAGUAUACCAGGAACCUUGCUCGAUCAUUCAGUUUAGUCCAUUUGCAUGAUGGCCAAGCACUCUGUUACUUUUCCCAUGGUCCAGAGACUCGUUGAACGAGGCUUUUGGGCCGUGUUAAAGCAAUUGAUAGUCGGUAUUUGUGUAGGAUGCUUUAUUGCAGCCACAUAUUGGGAAUUAAAGGCAUAUUCAGAGCAUCCAACUUUCACAAGCAGCGAGUUUGUGGCCAUUUCGGAUCUGGAGUUUCCCGCUGUCUCCAUUUGCGACAACCAUUUCAAGUAUGGCGAAAUUUCAAGCGAUUUGAAUUUCCCGCCUCCCUUUCCGUUUGUUCGAGACCUGAGCAAAGUUAUGAUCUAUCCAGAAACAGUUUAUGACAAAUUGUUCUCCUUUGGAGGAAACGUGUCUUUUUUUAUAAAUAAUUACUACUUCUCGAUUACGGAUAUGUUGUUCAAAUGCCAGAUUGGCGGAAUGGAUUGUAAACCCCCUACCAAUGGUGAAAGUCAACCUCAACCUCAAUCCAUGGCGGUUUCAGGUGGAUGGUGGAUUUCUACUCUUAUGGCAGAUUCGGAUAAGGGUACCAACUUUAUGUGUCACACCCUUUACUCCAAUGUGACAAUGUCCCUCAACACUGAAAAUGGAAAUUCACUUUUGAUGGCAUGGAAAAGAGAUGUUUUCUCAGGUCGAUCCAAUUUCUGGAGUAUCUACGUUCAUGACAGGCAUGAAACCGUCUUGUUGGAAACCUAUAGAAUGGGCAACAUGCCUGUUUUCCACUUCACCAAGGCUAAAACCUCUGGAGGUUCGGACGCCAAGUUAAAGGCUCAACUUGGGGUCAAAAAGCUUUUGAAUGAGAAGACCAAACAUCACCCAUGCGAAGAAUCGGAUUCGUACAGCUUGAAUACUUGUAAAGUUGUUCAUGCUUGGAAACAAAGAUUUAAAAAAAUGAAGACCUUUUAUCAAGAGGACUUUCGAUGUCAAAUCCCAGGUAUUGAUGCUCUGGACUUGGCCUUGCCCGUUUGUGACAUUUUUCAAAAGACCAAUAUCGAUGAGCCACUGGGCCUCAUUGAUCUGGUUAAUCCUAGUUCUGACAUUGUCACCAAGUUCAAUUACAGUGACAAGUUGAAAACCGACCACCUUGACUAUACGUUGGCCAAACCUCCCAUCGGGUCCGAAUUGACUUCCGGAUUGUGCCAAGAGCGUUGUUCGUCCUUCUCCUACAGCCUGGCCUUGAAGAAUAUCGGCCAAAGGGACGAGUUGAUGUACGAUUUUGACGUUCACUUAUAUUUUGGAUCAAACAUGGUCGAAUUAUGGACCCGUAGAGAAACAAUCACUUUUUUGUCCAUGCUCUCAAAUGUUGGCGGAAUGUUGGGAUUGCUCCUGGGGGCAUCAGUUAUGGCCACCCUCACGAGUUUGGUCCAAUCUUGCCAUGCUAUUUGGAAACAAUCUAAAUAAUAACUGACAUAACUGGCAUUUGUUACUUUUUGAUCGGCUGAGCUGAAAUUUUUCUCCUUGAUUUUUGAAACUGGCCCACAUAUUUUGAACGUUCCAACUCCAGGUCAACUCUAGAACCAGAAGGUUAAGAACACAGAGGGAGGGGUUUUUCCUGUUUGUUUGCACAACCCGGACACAAGGCUUGGUUUUCAGGAUUUCACGAAACAGAGGCUUCGACGACAAGGACAGCUGUUUGGGAGCCCCUAUCAGCACAAGUUUACAUUUGUAUGAUCCGUGAUUUGUUUCAAGUGAAUUUGCUACUAUUAUUUCAAGUCUAAGCUCUUUUGGAACACACAAUCGCCAGAAGAAAUCGGAAAUAUGAUACUCCCAACCUGGAAAUCAAACUGAGAAAUAAAGGGUUAAAUUCAUUCGA
Molecule: messenger RNA, 2058 nt
Organism: Tigriopus californicus
Lineage: Eukaryota; Metazoa; Arthropoda; Copepoda; Harpacticoida; Harpacticidae
Exons: 2
Coding region: 246-1646 (466 amino acids)
Biological process (GO): sodium ion transmembrane transport
Cellular component (GO): membrane
Molecular function (GO): ligand-gated sodium channel activity
Source: RefSeq, a predicted model, not a curated record